AUGCCCGUCGCAACUGAGUUCAACUCUUCUGCACCUUACAAGUUCCCUCAAGGCGCAUACAGUACUGCGCUGGCCUUGAUGAACAGGAUAUUUGCCAAAGACCGGCAUUUACCAGUCCCUCUAGACACUGAGGUCCUAUCGAUUGAACACUCUAAGACGGAGAAUCCUCAAGAUUCCACAGACUUCAUCGCUGGUUACAUGAAGAUAGGUUCAUUCGAUACAGAUUCGAAACGGAGCGGACAGAGCCAUUAA
Messenger RNA from Daldinia loculata, 252 nucleotides. RefSeq lists its product as uncharacterized. The transcript is spliced from 2 exons. Lineage: Eukaryota; Fungi; Ascomycota; Sordariomycetes; Xylariales; Hypoxylaceae. The record is from RefSeq and is a predicted model, not a curated record. Bases 1 to 252 code for a protein of 83 amino acids.